CAAACUCUUACUAAACCCUAUGAGAUGAUCUAUCUGUUAAAACCUUUGUGAGUUCCAUUCCAAUUUUGAGAGACAAAGAGAUUGAGAUACAAGCCCUUUGAAGCCUCCAUCAUCAUCUAAAAUGGGAAACAUUGUAAAGCCUUUCAAACAACAACCUUCUUCAUUUGCUUACCAGCCUCUCACAGUCCCUCUAAUUUCAGAAGUGGAGGCAAAAAACGAGAAUCUGUGGGUCUUCAGAUUUGCGGAUUUGAAGAAGGCAACAAAGAAGUUCAGACAGGACAGGAUCAUAGAAUGUGAGGAUGGCUCUGUUCGAAAAUUCUACAAGGGAUACAUUGAUGAGACCACAUUUUCUCCAUCAAGAACUGGAACAGGAAUCACUGUUUCUGUCAUGGAAUAUGAUAGUUCAUGCUCUAUACACGACUGGAUGGAGACAGUGAGGUCUCUAGAACACAUUUCUCAUCCCAAUUUGGUAAAACUUUUGGGUUACUGUUGUGAAGAUAAUAAACCACUCUUGUUGGUUUUCGAAUACUCGCACAGAGUAAGCUUGGACCGUCACAUUUUCGGAGAAGAAGAUGCAUUGCCAUGGGAAAUACGGGUUAAGAUAGCCAUUGGAACAGCUCGAGGUCUUGUGUUUCUUCACUCGAUCAAGAACCGCCCGCUAAAUCGAGAACUCAGAAUGCAUAACAUUAUGCUUGACGAGCAAUACAAUGUUAAAUUGUUAUAUCUUGAAUCAGACGAACAGUAUCGUUUGGUAGAUGAAGGUCAAGUUGCGGGAAUAUUUAGAUGCCCACCUCCUGAAAUUUGGUCAGGUAAUUUGGGAAUGGAGUCUGAUGUUUACAUAUUCGGUGUGAUCUUGCUUGAGCUUUUAACUGGUUCAACACACAGCAACAUAAUCAAGUACAAGCAACGCUUAGGUGUCUGCAGACUCUGCUCUACAUCUACCCUGCCCCAUAAUUAUAAGAUUGCGGACAUAAUCGAUCCCCGACUUGGGAACUAUUAUUCCGUGGAUGCGGCGAUACAGAUGGGUACACUCAUCAACAGAUGCACCGAGAAGGAUACCAAGAAACGACCAUUGAUGAAACAGGUUUUGGAUAGUUUGAAUGAUAUUGCAGAGAUUAAGGAUUAAUGUGUAGAGGUAA
This is a messenger RNA of Capsella rubella, 1139 nucleotides long. RefSeq names its product putative inactive serine/threonine-protein kinase At5g11400. NCBI's taxonomy places the organism in Eukaryota, Viridiplantae, Streptophyta, Magnoliopsida, Brassicales, Brassicaceae. Gene Ontology annotation, biological process: protein phosphorylation. The transcript has 6 exons. Gene Ontology annotation, molecular function: ATP binding; protein kinase activity. The record is from RefSeq and is a predicted model, not a curated record. The coding region runs from base 122 to 1126 and encodes 334 amino acids.